UCACUUCUGAGGAGCUCCCCUGGAGGUUUCCUUUGCUUCCUUCCGUUCCCUUCCCUUCCCUUGCGUCCUGUGUCCAGUCUUGGGUUCCGAAGAAGCACCGGAGACGCGUUCGGCCCCUUCGUCUAUCUCAUUCUCUAUCUAUGACUUGGCCCCCGUCGUGAUCUAUCGCUCUCUCGGGCCCCCUCACCUCAUCGUCCGUCCAUCGCCUACAGUUUUUCGUCGACUUGAUCACGAUUGAUUGCUGGCUGUUGAGGGGUUCAGCAGUGUGUGGAUUAACAGGAGGUAGUGUAAGUUGCCGCUGUAGGAAUGGCCGUGUUUUGAUGUGAGAGUGCAGAGAUUUGAGUGCAGGGGAGCGGAACGAGCUCGCCCUAGUUGAGUAGUGAUUGUGUUUGAGAGAGGCUGGAAGCGGGGAGAGGGGUUCUGGGGACGGAGUUUUGUAGGAUUUGGGGUGUGGUGUUUGGAAGUAGAUUUUUGGGGGUUCGAGAACAGCUUGGAAGGUCGAUCAAGUUGUUUGCGGACAUCGGCGGCAGACAUGAGGGUCCUCUAACACGAUCUUUUCAGGCUCCCCUUGGCUUAGGACUUAGGAAGCGAGGGUGCAGGAGUGUGGUCACUAGCCUGCUGUGGUGCCCUUUGACUGGUCUUUCCGAAUUUUUUACAGCUCGACGACAUGGAUGACUGGGAGGCAGAAGACUUUGUGCCACCACCUCCAGUUAUUGCUCGGGAACAACCAAAGUCCCCUUGGGAGGACGAAGAUCAGGGGGAGGAGGAAGUUAAAGAAUCAUGGGAGGAAGAAGACAAGCCCGCCGCCUCUGCCGCCUCUGUACGUUGUGGUAACGAAGCCCAAGAAGAAGGAAGAGAAAAAAGGGAAAAAAGUUGCUGUUUCUCUCGACGAAGGGAAAUUGACCGAUCCGCUUGCGGAGAAGCUUCGCCAACAACGACUUGUCGAAGAAGCAGACUACCAAUCUACCACGGAGCUGUUUGGGCGUCAAAAGAACCCGGAUCAAACUCUAGAAAACUUUAUUCCGAAGUCUGAAGAGGAUUUCCAAGAUUAUGCGGAGCUCAUUGCCAACAAACUUAGACCCUUCGAGAAAAGUUUUCAUUAUAUGACUCUCUUGAAGGCCGUCAUGAAGCACGCUGUUACUUCCUUAAAUGCUGCUGAUGCUAAAGUAUUAGCGAGUAGCUUAACAGUCACAGCGAAUGAGAAGCUGAAAGCUGAGAAAGACGCGUCAGGCAAGAAGAAGACAGGUGCUAAGAAAAAGCAACUGCACGUGGAUAAGGCAGAGGAUGAUGGUUUUGCCACUGGAAACUACGACGAUGUUGACGACUACGACUUUAUGUAACCUUUCAGUUAUUCAUCAAACCCCGAAGGAGACGUUCUCAAUUGGGGUUUUUUUUUCCAUUCUGUACCAGAGAUCGUUUGCUGUUUCUUAUCAUGAAUUAGCUGGUUCUUGAUGAGUGGGAUUGGUCGCGAAGUGAAGAUGUGGAGCGGGUACUUUAGAACUUAGAAGAGAAUAGAAACUACGGGAAUUGAAGGAGCUACUUAGGUGUCUCGGUUGUGAAUGUAGGAAGGUCUUUGAGUGUUACUCAAGGUAACAUUUCAGUACAUGUGGUAUGUAGACAGAAGCAGUCUAUUAUGUUGCCGGAGUACUGUUCUUGGCCACAAUUUGGGGCCCUUCAGCUUCACAAAGUUGAGUUUAAAUGUAAAAGUUCCAAUGAUUGUGUGAUUAU
Molecule: messenger RNA, 1728 nt
Organism: Marchantia polymorpha subsp. ruderalis
Lineage: Eukaryota; Viridiplantae; Streptophyta; Marchantiopsida; Marchantiales; Marchantiaceae
Source: the annotation of a GenBank genome assembly